Naegleria gruberi is the source of this 1587-nucleotide messenger RNA. RefSeq lists its product as uncharacterized. The coding region runs from base 1 to 1587 and encodes 528 amino acids. Gene Ontology annotation, biological process: glycyl-tRNA aminoacylation; mitochondrial DNA replication. The transcript is spliced from 4 exons. Gene Ontology annotation, molecular function: glycine-tRNA ligase activity; ATP binding. Gene Ontology annotation, cellular component: mitochondrion; cytoplasm. NCBI's taxonomy places the organism in Eukaryota, Heterolobosea, Eutetramitea, Acrasida, Naegleriidae. The record is from RefSeq and is a predicted model, not a curated record.
AUGAUGCAACAAUCAAAGAGGCUUGUAAAGAACAAACAAUUGGCCAAUCAUCAUCUAUUUGCUAAUGGCUUGAUUAAUUCAUCCACUAAUAGUACUAUUAGAAAAUUUAAUAAUUGUAAAUUUAAUCAUUCGGAAAAAAAGAAAGAAACACCAAGCACAUCAGAUGAUUAUCAUCCAAGCUUGAAUGAUUUUGUUGCUUUCUGUAAGAGAAGAGGAUUUGCCUAUCAAGGAUCAUCACUCUAUGGUGGAUUGAGUGGUUCUUUUGAUUAUGGUACUAUUGGAGCUCAAUUGAAGAAAAAUUUGAAGGAUCUUUGGUGGAAAGACUUUGUUGAACUUAGAAGGGAUUGUGUUGGUAUUGAUACUCCAAUUAUUUUACAUUCUAAAGUUUGGGAAAAGUCUGGCCACAUUGGAAAUUUUACUGAUCCUAUGGUGACAUGUUUAUCUUGUCACUCUAGAUUUGAAGUUGAAAAUUUGUUAAAAAGACAACAAAAUCCAGAAACAAAGCCAACAAUCGACAAGAUGGAAACUGCAAAAGAAAAAAUUGAAUGGAUGAAUCAAAAUUCCUCACAAGUUACUUGUCCAUGUGAAAAGAAGGCUAACUCUUGGGAUAAGAUUAGAAACUUUGACAUGCUUUUCAAAACCAUGUAUGGACCAAUUGAAAAGGAAGAAAAUACUGCCUAUUUGAGACCAGAAACAGCUCAAGGUAUCUUUAUCAACUUUAACAAUGUUAUUACCACCUCCAGAAAGAGACUUCCACUCGGUGUUGGUCAAAUUGGUAAGGCAUUCAGAAAUGAAAUUUCACCAAGAGAUUUCAUUUUCAGACAACGUGAAUUCGAACAAAUGGAAUUGGAAUAUUUCUGUCAUCCAACUCAAUCCUCUGACUAUUUCAAAUAUUGGGUCAACUUUUGUCAUGAAUGGCUUUUAAAGUAUGGCCUCAAGAAGGAUAAUGUCAGAAUUUAUACCAAGACUCAAGAUUUGGCUCACUACUCUAAGGAAACAUCUGAUAUUGAAUACUUAUUCCCAUUUGGUUGGUCUGAAAUUUGGGGUAUUGCCAAUAGAACUGAUUAUGAUUUGCAAGCUCACGUUCAACCAUCAAAGAAGGAUAAGCACACUUUCGAAUAUGUUGACCCUCAAACCAAUGAAAAGUAUGUUCCUCACGUUGUUGAACCAUCAGCAGGUGCAGAUAGAGUAUUAUUUGCCUUCCUCUAUGAUGCUUACAAUGUAGAAGAAGUUCCAGGUGAAGAAAAGAGAGUUGUCUUAAAGAUUCAUCCUGACCUCGCUCCAUACAAGUUUGCUGUCUUCCCACUCCAAAAGAAGCCAGUAGAAUUAAUGAGUAAGGCUGAAGAAAUCUACUCUCAACUCGCCUCAGUUGUCUCCACAGAUUAUGAUGUUUCUUCCAGCAUUGGAGUAUUGUACAGAAGACAUGACGAAAUUGGUACUCCUUAUUGUAUCACUAUUGACCAUCAAACCUUAAAGGAUAACACUGUCACUGUUAGAGACAGAGAUACCAUGAAGCAAAUCAGAAUGAAUAUCAACGAUAUUGUCACCAAUCCAUUGCACCUCCUCAAGAACAAUCCUUUCAAUUAA